UGCCAAAGUACAACACCCAGCAUCCCGUCGCCCUGCCCACCCAACCAAUCUCCAAAAAAAAGCCCUCACACACCAACCAACCCACACUAUCUCUCCACCCACACACACACACACCCACCACCAUGGCGCCCUCACCCUCCCAAAAACCCAAGAAACAAAAGCCCACCCCAACCACAGUCGCAGACUUCACCAUCCUCAUCCUGACGCUCCCCCCGCUCCCCAGCCUCCCCGCGCAACACCAACACGCAAAGCACUUCCUGUACGCAAAACCGCACGCGCCCAGCGUGCCGACCCCCACGGCGGAAAAAAGCCUCUUCGUCGCAAACGUGCCCGUCGACGCAACGGAGGCCAAUCUGCGCGCCCUGUUCGCCGACCACCUUGGUGGGAGUCGUGUUGCGAGCGUGCAGUUCGACUCUGCGGUCCCGGAGGCGACGGCGCAUAAGCGGUGGAAGAGCGCUGUGGGGGUGGGGGGGAAGCGGAAGAGAGAGGAGGGGGAGGAGGAUGUAGCAGAGGGGGUGGUGGAGGAUGAGGAUAGUGCGUUACCGCGGGUUUGGAACGGGGAGGUUCGGCGCAGUGGGUGUGGAGCCGUCGUUGAAUUUGUGGAUAAACGCAGUGCGCGGGGGGCGCUGAAGGAGAUGCAGAGAAUUGGGAAGGAGGGGAGGGGUGUGCCGUGGAUGGCUGGGAUGGGGUUGGGUGUUGAUCGCUACACAUCCCACACCACCCUCUCCCACCCUUCCCCCCACUCCCUCCAAACUUCAAUAAACGCCUACCUCACCCAAUUCUCCACCCUCGAACGCUCCCGCGCCAAAUCCCGCAAACAAGCCCGCACCCUCCCAGACGAAGACGGCUUCGUAACCGUCGCGCGUGGCGGCCGCGCGGGGCCUGCGCGCAUCGAGGACGCGCAGAAGAAAGCCGCUGAGCAUGAUGAGCGGCGUAGGAAUAAUGGCGUGGGGGACGACUUUUAUAGGUUCCAGAAUAGGGAGAAGAGGAAGGAGGCGGAGGGGAGGUUGAGGAUGAGGUUUGAGGAGGAUAGGCGGAGGGUGGGGGAGAUGCGGGGGAGGGGGGGGGUGCGGGUUGAGCGGUAA
Dothidotthia symphoricarpi CBS 119687 is the source of this 1085-nucleotide messenger RNA. RefSeq lists its product as uncharacterized. Gene Ontology annotation, cellular component: CURI complex; UTP-C complex. Lineage: Eukaryota; Fungi; Ascomycota; Dothideomycetes; Pleosporales; Dothidotthiaceae. Gene Ontology annotation, biological process: ribosomal small subunit assembly; rRNA processing. The transcript has 2 exons. The record is from RefSeq and is a predicted model, not a curated record. The coding region runs from base 123 to 1085 and encodes 320 amino acids.